UUUGUUUAUGUUUUUAGCUGCUGUCUUUCUCGACAAUGAUUGGUUGACAGGCUUAAUACGUAAUAGACUGUGAGUGGAUCUGGAUUCUGGUUAGUUGUAUUUUUCAAAAGGGGCGUGUUCAAGAGCCAACGCGGAAGUACAUUUUUUCCACCACACAAUUAUACCGUUUCAGUUUUUGUUUGCGUGGCCUUAUAAAGUGUUCAAAUACAAACUAUGACAUUAUUAUUGACAUCCACAGCUUCUAUGAAUUAUCCCUGAACCAGUUCUGUAACAAUUUAUGGGAAAUAAAAGAUCAGUGCAUUCCUGUUUUCUGUCGUGUGUACCUUUUAAAGACGGGUAGGAACUUUUUAAACUCAUUAUCUUGGGAUUAAAAUAAAACGGUAUAAAUCGGAUAUGUAUAAAUAUUACCCAAGCCCUGCCAGGCCAGGUAUUUGUGCUACAUGUGCUCGUUUAAAGGGUGACACCCCACACUGACGGAUAUCUUUGUGCUCGGCUCACACUGGGAGCUCUGGCUAGUAAAAGAUCAGCAGGCGAUCAAAGCAAACCCGUUUAGUAAGUAAAACAGCUGUCCUAAUUUACGGAAAACCACGACUCAAAGCGACAUAAUGUAUUAUUUGCAAGUGAAAUAGAAGAAGCGUUACAGUUUUAGGCAAUUUGAUCCCAUUCCUGUCGUGCUAUUGUGUGGAUGGAUCUAAAGCUGAACGGGGGAAGGAGGAGGCCGUGAGAGACAGCGACGUCGCGACCUGGGAACUACCGAGGGGGAUAUGAUUAUCGUGGAAAAGGCCCGAGUCUGUGUUUUCCCGAGCUCACACCGAAUUCGUUGAGUCCAAUAUGGGGAAGGAGGUGAACGGCGUCUCGCGGAGCCGGUUUGAGAUGUUCACAAACAGCGAUGAGGCCGUCAUCAAUAAGAAGUUGCCCAAGGAACUGUUGCUGCGGAUCUUCUCCUUUCUGGAUGUGGUGACGCUCUGUCGCUGUGCUCAAGUCUCCAGGUCCUGGAAUGUUCUGGCUUUGGAUGGCAGCAACUGGCAGCGAAUUGACCUCUUUGAUUUUCAGAGGGACAUCGAGGGUCGAGUGGUGGAGAACAUUUCAAAGCGUUGUGGAGGGUUUCUCAGGAAACUGAGCUUGAGAGGAUGCCUGGGUGUGGGGGACAGCGCCUUAAGGACCUUUGCUCAGAAUUGCAGGAACAUCGAACUGCUUAGUCUGAACGGCUGCACCAAGAUCACAGACAGCACAUGCAGCAGCCUCAGUAAGUUCUGUCCAAAGCUGAAGCACCUGGACCUUGCCUCCUGCACCUCCAUCACCAACUUGUCACUGAAAGCUCUCAGCGAGGGUUGUCACUCUCUGGAGCAGCUGAACAUUUCCUGGUGUGAUCAGGUCACCAAGGAUGGCAUUCAGGCUCUGGUGCGCUCCUGUCCUGGACUCAAAGGCCUUUUCUUGAAGGGCUGCACACAGCUAGAAGACGAGGCUCUGAAGCAGAUCGGGGCUUACUGUCCAGAACUGGUCACGCUCAACUUGCAGACAUGCUCACAGAUCACAGACGAGGGCCUCAUCACAAUUUGUCGGGGUUGUCACCGCCUGCAGUCUCUGUGUGUGUCAGGUUGUGCCAACAUCACAGAUGCCAUCUUGCAUGCUCUGGGACAGAAUUGCCCCCGCCUCAGAAUAUUAGAAGUGGCCCGCUGUUCUCAGCUUACAGAUGUGGGCUUCACUACGUUAGCUAGGAACUGUCAUGAACUUGAGAAGAUGGAUUUAGAAGAAUGUGUGCAGAUCACAGAUGGAACUCUCAUCCAGUUGUCUAUUCACUGCCCUCGCUUGCAAGUCCUGAGUCUGUCCCACUGUGAGCUGAUCACGGAUGAUGGCAUCAGACACCUCGGCAGUGGCCCCUGUGCUCACGACUGUCUGGAGGUGAUCGAGCUGGACAACUGCCCCCUCAUCACAGACGCCUCGCUGGAGCACCUGAAGAGCUGCCACAGCCUGGAUCGCAUCGAGCUCUACGACUGCCAGCAAAUCACCCGCGCAGGCAUCAAGAGACUGAGGACUCAUCUGCCCAACAUCAAAGUGCACGCAUACUUCGCUCCCGUCACUCCACCCCCCUCUGUCGGGGGCAGUCGUCAGAGGUUCUGCCGCUGCUGCGUCCUCCUAUGAUGAAAAGACAACGGCCCCCUUUUCCCCGCCCGUGUACUUUGUACGCCUACCUGCAGCCUGACACUUCACCCCUGAACUGCUGCCCCAUCUGUCUACAGGCUACAUGCUGAUGUGUGUUGUGCUCCCUGCAGAAAGGAAGCCAACAACGCUGCAAGGUUCUUGGGUAACCCCCAAAAAUUCUUGAAUGUCCUCAUAAAUGCACCAGAACAGCAGAAGUAGAACCGCUGCAUCUUCCCAGCCUGCCCCACGGGAACACAUCAGUAUUACAAAGCGGGUUUGAUGGAAAUGAGUUCCAAUGAUUGUUGUUGUGGCUGUUGGAGCUCUUCACAUCACAACCUUUCCUUCAACUACAAUUUCCUUGGUGAAGCUGACGAAACGGCUACCUCUGCACAGGAACCGCACUCGAGCGAGAGAAGCGUUUGCUCGCUUUGUUUCCCAGCGACGCCACCAAGACUGCCAACCCCCCCCCCAACACACACCAGACAGAAAGCAGCAGAAAGCCUUACCUCAUUUUUUUUUUUUUUGUAAGAAUUCUUGCAGCUAUUUGCACUUCCAGUUAAAAACAAAAACAAUGAGACACUUUACAAACACGACCAUCUCACAAUUGAAGACUGGCAGUGGACAAAUAUCCUUCACGCUCUCCGCCUCUGUUACAAUCAGAAGCUUCAAAAAUACUGAAGACAGGAAUAAAAAAAACAAGAAUAUUUUUUUAAAGAUUCACACCAAUUGAGACUCGCAAACAGGGGAUUUGAGAAGAUGCCAAAUGUUGCAUGUAACUUAUCUAGUUUUUUAAAAAUCUGUGUAAAUAUGCGAGGACUGUGGGGUGUGAGAGUUGAAGCCAGUUGAAACAGAACACGAUUGGUUCGAGCAUGCUUCUGCACGCUGGAGCCUUUUGGAGGACAAAGCGAGCCCACUCUGUGAACCGAAGCUGGCUUGUGACCUGAACUUUCUUUGUUGUCGUUUUUUUGGGGCAGAAGACUUUAAAAAAAAAAAUUGAACAUUACUAAAUGGUUUCACGACUGGGACAUUUGGAGGGAAAAAAAGGCCGACUGAAAGGAGGUUUUUUGGUGGUUUUUUUUUUGGGGGGGGGGGGGGGGGGGUUCUGAUGUUGAAGAAUCUGUUCACGAAGGGGGGAAAGCACACGCUGGAUGAGGAGUCUGCGUUUCCACGACUCCAAUGAGGCCUUGAGGGAAGAUGGCGUGUGACACCCCAGCCCUCGCAGCCAUCCCUGCCAGCCAGGACGCUGCAGGACCUUAGAACCGGAUCGGACUCGAGGAGUCGCAUUAAUAGGUAGCGGAGCAAAUCUCAAGCUCACAAGGAUAGAAUGCUUUUGUCCCAGAGGGUUAUGAAAAACUGAAAACCCCGCCCUUUUAAGUAUUGAAGCCUUUUACCCUGAGGAUUACCUUCGUCUUGCACUUUCACCAGCUGUGUUCUGUCACUUUCUUUUUAUCAUUGUGUUUUUCCUUCUAUUUCCUCUGGGUCUUUUUUUUUUCUUUUUCUGCUCAUCUUUGCUGUGGUUUGGAUGCCUGCUUUGUAUUUGAAGUCUUCAAGUUGAGUUUUGGCCCCCCUUUUUUUUUGGAUCAAAUGGAGUUUUUUUUAGGUUAGAAUUGUUUGUGUCCACAGUGUAGCUUCUGUUGAGAGGGAGUAUUUGCACCUGUGCAACUGUGCUCAAUGUUAAAUGUGAGUUUGACCUUUCUGUUUUGAUGGAGGCACUCUCCGUGACACUUGUUUAUGAAGUGGGCUCUCAUUAUUGAAUGUUUCUGUCAAGGAGAAGGAUGUUUUGUGCAGAAAAGAUAUUUUUCCUAGAAUUGUGCUUCCUCUGCUUAUUUUAUGCCUUGUUUUUCCCCACUCCUCUUCUUUUCAAACUGCCCCCAAAUUUACCAGAGCAGAUCCGGAAUCACCCACAAAAAUGCAAAGCUACAGGCAAAACCAAAUUAAGAUUCAAUGUGGUGUGAGGUCUGUUUUGUGUGUUUGUGGGGGAUUCAUCAAAGUAUCAGAAAUGUAAUGCACUCUUUAGGUUAUGACCGUUAAGUAAACCAGGGAAAAGUUACAGGAAUUCAACAAUGAGCCUGGAUGAGACGUCUUUUUGCCCUCGUCAGGCAGAGGCGCUUCCCACCUGCUUCUGAAGGUUCACCUGUACAAAAAAAAAAAAAACCUGCCUCAAUCAUCUUCAUUCUUGGUAAAAACAACACUACAGGCUCACAUUUUUUUGUUUUGUUUUGAUGACAGUGAAUCAUACCUGUGUCCAUUUGCGCCAGAACUCCAUCGGGAUAAAUAGAAGUGUAGCUUUGCAAAUUGUCUUUUUUGUAUUUUUUGUUUUUUUUGGCGCUUUGGUCCCAAACACUGGAGCAAGGUGGAGAAUCGAAACAGAGCAGGAGGUGAAUCUGGUCUGUCUGUCUCCUUUAAUUGGUCGACACCUGAACAUUUUCAAAAAGUUUUGACAAUGACGGUAGUUCACAUAAUUACUGUGCAUUUUUCCUUUUUUUUUCUUUUUUUUUACAAUUAACCAAUAUAAAUUAAUCUGUAUGAAUAAAUGUAUACCUAUAUUAUUAA
Molecule: messenger RNA, 4695 nt
Organism: Oryzias latipes (Japanese medaka)
Lineage: Eukaryota; Metazoa; Chordata; Actinopteri; Beloniformes; Adrianichthyidae
Gene: fbxl20
Product: F-box and leucine-rich repeat protein 20
Biological process (GO): SCF-dependent proteasomal ubiquitin-dependent protein catabolic process
Cellular component (GO): SCF ubiquitin ligase complex
Molecular function (GO): protein binding
Source: RefSeq, a predicted model, not a curated record